Messenger RNA from Dentiscutata erythropus, 183 nucleotides. Lineage: Eukaryota; Fungi; Glomeromycota; Glomeromycetes; Diversisporales; Gigasporaceae. The record is from the annotation of a GenBank genome assembly.
AUGGAAUAUUUUGUGUGCACAAAUUUUUACGAUGUAAAUAUUCUAGACUGGCUAAUUUCUCAAAAGAAUUUUCCUGGAAACCACCAUUCACCUCAAAAUGCUAUUAAUGUCUUUAAAAAAACUAUUUCAUCCUUUUACAAGAGUGAACAUGAGAAGAAAACGUUUAUAAUCAGUAAAUUACAG